AAAAUAUCCAGUCAGUUCUCUGAGGCAAGCUUGAGAGGGGCCUUUGCAGUGGAAGCGUGAGCAGGACUUUGACCUGCAGUUGCUGGAACGGGCCAUGCAAGGGAAAAGGAAGGACAAGGAGGAGAAUGGCUGGUUGAAAGUGCAGGCCAUGCCCGUCACUGAGUUGGACCUGGAACCUCAAGACUAUGACCUGGACAUCAGCAGAGAGCUGUCCAAACCAGAGAAGGUCUCCAUCCCUGAGCGUUACGUGGAGCUGGAUCCCGAAGAGCCACCCAGCCUUGAGGAGCUGCAGGCACGGUAUCGCAAAGCCGAGAAGAUCCGCAACAUCCUCGCCCGGUCAAGCAUGUGCAACCUACAGCCAACAACAUCAGGCCAGGACAGGAGCAGCGUGGCGGACCUGGACUCGCAGCUGCAGGAGCAGGAGCGCAUCAUCAACAUCUCCUAUGCCCUGGCCUCUGAGGCCUCCCAGCGCAGCAAGCAGGUGGCAGGCAGUGCCCGACCCGUGACCCGGUGUGCAGAGGAGAAGCCUGGAGCCCCAAGGCCCAGUGGAACCAGCUUCCUCCGAGGAGAUGGACAUUUCGGCCCCCAAGGAAGCCCCUUCCAGCUAAGCAGGGCUCUGGCUGGGGCACAGAGCAGCUCACCAGCUGAGGGGUGUUCACCACAGGGCUAGGCCCUAACACACCCACUAGUUUUAGUUUUUACAUGUGACAAAGGCACUUUUGAUACACACUGUAAAAUACUGACACUAUUUUAGAAUCAGAAUAUAUUUUAUAAUGUUCACCUCAAGGGCUGGAAAGGUGAAGGUGCAGGAUUUCGUAGCCGCACAUACAGAUUCAGGUACUGUUUGGGUGACAGGUGUGGCUGGGGGAGAAGAGCAGGGGGAGCAGAGACCAAUCCAACUUCUGACAAACUCAGGUGAAAGUUGGAUUUGAGGAUGUGCUUCCAGUGGAUUCCAGCGUUAGGCCUGUUGGUGUGCUGUCCGGGAGAAGAGGGGUCCUUGGCUGCAGAGAGCAGCUGUCCCUGACCUGGUGACCAGCUCCGUGUGGAGCUCCACCAGGAUGGUGUGUGGAGCCCAUGUCUGUGCCUUGGCCCUUGGGUUUGGUUUCGGGGCAACAGUGUGUUCAGGAGCGUUGGGCUCCACAACCUGCCCACCACGUUCCCUCAGCAAAGCGUUCUUCUCAGAAAGAAAAAUGCAGUUUGCUUUAAUUAGGAAAAAAAAAAGUACACUUCGAAGUACAGAAAAGGUGAGAGGAAGCAACUUUUAUUGUAUCAUAGCAAUAAACUCCACACUGGGUGACGUCUACCUAAAAUCCCUGACUGAAUGCCUUCCUUCCAACCGGGCUGUGCUGGGAGCCUCUGCUUCCCGCCGUGGAGCUGCCCUAGGACUUGGGUCUGGUGGUGGGAGGUUAGGCAGGGCGCCCCCAGCAUCCCUGACCUUCUGCCACCAGCAGGGCCACCAUGGCAGGACUCUGGCUUGACUCCAGCCCCAAAUGAGGAGGGGGCUAUUAAGCCAGGUGCAGAGUUUGUGGCCCUUUAUUUAAGUCAUGUUCUCAUGAUAUUCUGCAUACAGAAAAUGAUGUUUAAAAGCAAACAACAACAACAAAAACC
Messenger RNA from Propithecus coquereli (Coquerel's sifaka), 1608 nucleotides. Its product is annotated as pleckstrin homology domain-containing family A member 6-like. The transcript has 5 exons. The record is from RefSeq and is a predicted model, not a curated record. NCBI's taxonomy places the organism in Eukaryota, Metazoa, Chordata, Mammalia, Primates, Indriidae. Bases 95 to 670 code for a protein of 191 amino acids. Gene Ontology annotation, cellular component: zonula adherens; pore complex. Gene Ontology annotation, biological process: epithelial cell-cell adhesion; zonula adherens maintenance; pore complex assembly.